Molecule: messenger RNA, 3492 nt
Organism: Dioscorea cayenensis subsp. rotundata (Guinea yam)
Lineage: Eukaryota; Viridiplantae; Streptophyta; Magnoliopsida; Dioscoreales; Dioscoreaceae
Product: AP-4 complex subunit epsilon
Exons: 11
Coding region: 160-3042 (960 amino acids)
Biological process (GO): receptor-mediated endocytosis; intracellular protein transport
Cellular component (GO): membrane coat; AP-4 adaptor complex
Molecular function (GO): cargo adaptor activity
Source: RefSeq, a predicted model, not a curated record
AAAGAGACCACUGAAAUCGAGAGCGAAGUAAUCCGACGAGAAAUUUUCACUUAGCCCCCCUCGAAAUUCUUCAAAAUUAUCAUCAGAUCCAGAUCUGGGGCAUCGUCUUCUCCGAGAUCGAAGCUGGAGCAGCUACGGACAAUCGGGAGGGAGCUCGCCAUGGGCUCCCAGGGCGGAUGGGGACAAUCCAAGGAGUUCCUGGACCUCGUGAAGUCCAUCGGUGAAGCCCGCUCCAAGGCGGAGGAGGAUCGCAUCGUCCUCUCCGAGAUCGAAACCUUGAAGCGACGCAUCGCCGAACCUGAUGUCCCUCGCCGCCGUAUGAAGGAGUAUAUCAUCCGCCUCGUCUAUGUGGAGAUGCUCGGCCAUGACGCCUCAUUCGGCUACAUCCAUGCCGUGAAGAUGACCCACGAUGAUUCCCUGUCGCUGAAGCGCACUGGAUACCUCGCCGUCACGCUGUUUUUGAACGAGGAUCACGAUCUCAUCAUCUUGAUUGUUAAUACGAUCCAGAAGGAUCUCAGAUCGGAUAACUAUCUGGUGGUUUGCGCCGCGUUGACGGCUGUUUGCCGGCUGAUCAAUGAGGAGACCAUCCCUGCGGUGCUGCCCCAAAUUGUGGAGUUGUUGGGGCAUCCGAAGGAAGCUAUCCGGAAGAAGGCGGUAAUGGCGCUUCACCGCUUUUAUCAGCGAGCGCCGGGUUCAGUGUCUCACCUGAUCUCCAAUUUCAGGAAGAGGCUCUGUGAUAAUGACCCUGGAGUGAUGGGCGCAACCCUUUGUCCACUUUUUGAUCUUAUAACAGCAGAUCCAAGCUCUUACAAAGAUCUGGUCAUGAGUUUUGUAAGCAUCUUAAAACAAGUUGCUGAAAAAAGGCUUCCAAAAUCUUAUGACUAUCAUCAAAUGCCAGCUCCAUUCAUUCAGAUAAAAUUACUGAAGAUUCUUGCAUUGCUGGGUAGUGGUGACAAGCAAGCUAGUGAACAAAUGUAUACAAUUUUGAGUGACAUUUUCAGGAAGGGUGAAUCCACUUCCAAUAUAGGAAACUCUAUAUUAUAUCAAUGCAUUUGCUGUGUUUCAUCCAUCUAUCCAAAUACCAAGUCAUUAGAAGCUGCUGCCGACGCAACUUCCAAAUUUCUGAAGAGUGACAACCAUAACCUCAGAUACAUGGGUAUCGAUGCUCUUGGUCGACUAAUAAAGAUUAAUCCGGAGAUAGCAGAGGAACACCAGCUAGCUGUUAUUGAUUGCCUAGAGGAUCCUGAUGAUACUCUGAAGAGAAAGACCUUUGAGUUGCUUUACAAAAUGACAAAGUCAACAAAUGUGGAGGUUAUAGUUGAUCGCAUGAUAGAUUACAUGAUAAACAUCAAUGAUCAUCACUAUAAGACAGAAAUAGCAUCUCGAUGUGUUGAGCUUGCUGAACAAUAUGCACCAAGCAAUCAUUGGUUUAUCCAGACCAUGAAUAAAGUCUUUGAGCAUGCCGGUGAUCUUGUAAAUGUGAGAGUGGCACAUAACUUAAUGCGGCUGAUUGCUGAAGGUUUUGGUGAGGAUGAUGAAGGUGCUGAUAGUCAACUGAGGUCCUCAGCUGUGGAGUCAUAUUUGCGCAUUCUUGGGGAGCCAAAGCUUCCAUCUGUAUUUCUGCAGGUGAUUUGCUGGGUUCUUGGAGAAUAUGGAACAAUGGAUGGGAAGUGCUCUGCUUCCUAUAUAAUAGGGAAGUUAUGUGAUGUAGCAGAGGCUCAUGCUAAUGAUGACACUGUCAAGGCUUAUGCAACAACAGCUAUCAUGAAAAUAUUUGCCUACGAAAUUGCUGCUGGAAGAAAAGUGGAAAUGUUGCCAGAGUGCCAGGCCCUAAUUGAUGAGCUAUCAGCAUCACAUUCAACAGAUUUGCAGCAGAGAGCGUAUGAACUCCAGGCUUUGAUGGGCUUAGAUGUUCAUGCUGUGGAAAGUGUAAUGCCGUUAGAUGCAAGCUGUGAAGACAUUGAGGUCGAUAGAAGUCUCCCAUUCCUGAGCAGCUUUGUGCAGCAAUCCUUAGAAAAGGGAGCAAGACCCUACAUUUCUGAAAGUGAACAAUCUGGGAUGUCCCACGUUAACAUUUUUAGAAGUCAAGACCCACAUGAAGUUUCUGGUCAUACCCUCAGGUUUGAGGCUUAUCAGCUUCCAAAGCCUUCCCCUCCUGCAAGUGCUCCAAUUGCUUUUGCACCACCAACAGAUCUAGUUCCAGUAUCUGACGCAACUUAUGCCAGAGAUAUCCAACCACCGCCAAAAGUGCCUUCUUCAUUGGAUGCUUUAUCUGCUGAUGUUGGGGUUAGGCUUCGGCUUGAGGGUGUUCAGAAGAAAUGGGGCAAGCCAACAUAUUCAUCUUCCGCAGCACCUAGCACGUCUUCCACAUCUCAGAAGACCGUAAAUGGGGCCACCCAUCUUGAUGGGGUAGGCUCAAUGAGUGCACAGGCACGUGAUACACGUGAUAACUUGUAUGAUUCAAGGAGACAGCAGGUUGAGGUUUCAGCUGAAAAGCAAAAACUCGCUGCAUCAUUAUUCGGUGCCUCAUCAUCAAAAAAUGAGAAAAAACCAUCUAGUCAUAAAACAAUCAAGGGAAGUGCUGGCAAUGUAGAGAAACCGACUAUCAUGGUGAAAGCUGUUACUUCUUCUGAACCGACAGAGAAGACUUCUGUGCCACCACCGCCUGAUUUGCUUGAUUUAGGAGAACCAGCACCAGAAACCAAACCAUCAGUGGAUCCAUUUCAGCAGUUGGAAGGGCUUCUCGGGCCAGCUCCUGUUCAGUCAACUCCUGAUUCUUCUGUUGUUGCUGGCCCCAGAGAACCUGAUCUUAUGGCACUUUAUAGUGAUAUACCGAUGACAAAUCUAAGUGGCACUUCCACCAAUCCAACGGUUACAGACUUAUAUGCUGUCAGUAAAAACCCACAAGGUGCUACCAAUGUCUCAACUUUGAAAAAGGGCCCAAACCCUCAAGACUCGUUGGAGAAAGAUGCUCUUGCAAGGCAGGUUGGUGUCACGCCAUCAGGGAAGAAUCCCAACCUGUUCAGGGACUUGUUUGGCUAAAUGAAAUCAAGUGAUCUGUCAGGCUAAAGAACUUGGAACUUGAUCAGAAUCCAUUGUGUGGUUCUAUCGCUUUGAUGGAUUUCCUAGUCUGAGCCAUAAUUUGAUUAUCAAGUUGAUUCGAAGGGUUGCUGCAACCAAAGCCAUUGAGAGGAUAUCUGUAGAGGAUGAUAUGAGUCUGGGAAACCAAUGUUUUAUUAUCGGGACUGCUACUUCUCUUUUAGUUGUCAUGGUGUAAAUUUGGUCUGUGUAGCCUGAACUUCAUACCACCUCACACUUAGUAAGGAAAAUAGGGAUCAAUCUCAUCUGAGGAAGGUCCCUGAUGAAUGCAUUCCCAUAGACUAUAGUCAGUUUGUCAUGGAAGUUGUAUUUGUUUUCUGUGUAGUGAAUAAAGUUUUGGGCCUCUUUUGCAUGUUUUUUUAGACUGCUCUCCAUAAGCUUCCCUUCAAUCAA